UCCCGGCCCGAUCCCGGUUCGAUCCCGGCCCGAUCCCGGUUCGAUCCCGGUUCGAUCCCGGCCCGAUCCCGGUUCGAUCCCGGCGCGAUCCCGGCCCGAUCCCGGUUGGAUCCCGGCCCGGUCCCGGCCCGGCUCCCCCCGGGUCCAUGGAGCCGGCCGAGGUGGAGUUCCUGGCCGAGAAGGAGCUGGUGACGAUCGUGCCCAACUUCAGCCUGGACCGGAUUCACCUCAUCGGGGGGGAUCUGGGUCCCUUCAAUCCUGGCUUGCCAGUGGAAGUGCCCGUGUGGUUGGCCAUUAAUCUGAAGCAGAGGCAGAAGUGUCGGCUCAUUCCCCCGGAAUGGAUGGAUGUUGGGAAGCUGGAGGAAAUCCGGGAUCAGGAGCGGAAAGAGGACACCUUCACUCCCAUGCCCAGUCCCUACUACAUGGAGCUCACCAAGCUGCUGCUGAACUAUGCCUCUGACAACAUCCCCAGGGCGGACGAGAUCCGGACGCUGGUGAAGGACACGUGGGACACGCGCAUGGCCAAGCUGCGCCUGUCCGCCGACAGCUUCGUGCGGCAGCAGGAGGCUCACGCCAAGCUGGAUAACUUAACCCUGAUGGAGAUCAACAGCACCGGGACUUUCCUUACCCAAGCCUUGGAUCACAUGUACAAGCUCCGGACUAACCUCCAGCCUGGCGAGAGCUCCCACUCCCAGGAUUUCUGACGGGGAGCUGGGAAGGAGCCGCAGCUCCUGGGCAGCUCCCACCUCCCUGCAGGGACCUCCCAGCCCUCAAAUCUCCCCUCAGGGCUGGCUGGGAAUUGCCCUGGAGCUGCUGGAGCACCCCCAGAGCCUCGGUGCAGGCCCCUCCGCCACCCCCGGGGGGUUUUUUGCCCUCCCUCCCCCUGGGGUUUUUAUUCUCCCCCCUGGGGUUGUCCCCAUCCCCCCUUGGGCACUUUUGUCCCCCCCUCCAUUUUUGUCACCCCCCAAGACCCAACACCCACCUCCCCCAGAACACAACCUGUCCAUGUCCCCUCCCCACCCCACAGGGACAUCUCGGUGUCACCUCCCACCCCCGGGGGUCCCACCCUCCUGUCCCUCCCCCCCUCCCCUAUUUACAGCUCUGGGAUGUGGCACUGAGGGUGACACAGGACACGGGGUGAGCCUGGGGACAUCAGCUCUGUGUCACUCUGUCCUGUCCGUGUGUCCUCCCCCUUGGAGUCACCGUGCCCUGUCCUUGUCCCCGUCCAGGUGCCCCCCCAGUGUCCCAGCUUGGUGCCACCACGUCCCCUCACCUGUGGCACAACUCGUGUGACCACGUCCUGCCCAUGAAACACUCCCUGUGUCCCCUGGCAUGGUGGCACUUGUCCCCUGUCUGUGGCACAGUCCCUGUGUGGCUCACUGUCUGUGUGUCCCCAUGUCCUUACAGGGCACCAACAUUGUCCAGCUGUCCCCACCACGGUGUCCCCUUAGGGCAUGAAGAUGCCCCAGCUGUCCUUGUGUCCCCAAGUCCUGGUGCCACUGUCCCCAUGUCCCCUUGGACACAGAGGGCAGUGCCACUGUCCUCGUGUCCCCUGGGUGGGCAGUGCCACUGUCCCCAUGUCCCCUGGGCAGGCAGUGCCACUGUCCCCUCAUCCCCUGGGGUACGAAGAGUGGGCAGUGCCACUGUCCUCAUGUCCCCUGGGGCAGUGCCACUGUCCCCAUGUCCCCUUGGACACAAAGAGGGCAGUGCCACUGUCCCCUGGGGCACAAAGAGCAGGUGGUGCCACUGUCCCCAUGUCCCCUUGGACACAAAGAGAGGGCAGUGCCACUGUCCUCAUGUCCCCUGGGUAGGCAGUGCCACUGUCCUUAUGUCCCCUGGGUGGGCAGUGCCACUGUCCCCUGGGUAGGCAGUGCCACUGUCCCCAUGUCCCCUGGGUGGGCAGUGCCACUGUCCCCUGGGUGGGCAGUGCCACUGUCCCCAUGUCCCCUGGGUGGGCAGUGCCACUGUCCUCAUGUCCCCUGGGUGGGCAGUGCCACUGUCCUCAUGUCCCCUGGGUGGGCAGUGCCACUGUCCCCAUGUCCCUCGGGUUGGCAGUGCCUCUGUGCCCAUGUCUCCUGGGUGGGCAGUGCCACUGUCCCCAUGUCCCCUGGGGCACAAACAGCAGGCAAUGCCACUGUCCCCAUGUCCCCUGGGGCACGAAGAGCGAGCACUGCCACUGUCCCCAUGUCCCUUGGGGCAGUGCCACUGUCCCCAUGUCCCCUGGGGCACAAAGAGCGAGCAGUGCCACUGUCCCCAUGUCCCCUGGGGCACAAACUGCAGGCAGUGCCACUGUCCCCACGUCCCCUGGGGCACGAAGAGCGAGCAGUGCCACUGUCGCCAUGUCCCCUGGGGCAGUGCCACUCUCCCCUCGGGACGCCGGCCCGGGGUGGCUGUGCCGGUGCUCGGUGAGGUCGCAGCUCCCGGAGCCGCUCUUGCCGCAGUGGCCGCGGCUUCUCCCCGGUGACUCUGGGCGGAUCUCUGGGCUUGUACUUCAGCGAGGGAACUUCUGAGGGCAGCACAGGCCACACACUGCCUUGAAAGCCAUAAAUUUCGAGGCGGUGCUUCCAUGGAUUUUCUCAGAGCCUUGGGGAAAAAAAAAAAAAAAUGAAAGGAAGAUGUGCCGGCAAUGAGGUGUCUGCUGGGGAGAUCAGCUGGGAAGCAGAUCCAUCUGCUCUUUGGAGGACAAAAGAAAAUGGUUUUCCCUCUCAGAUACCAGGCUGUGGGGAAAUACCAGAAUACCAACCUUCUUUAUUUUUGUAAUAUUUGGGGUUUUAAGCUGAAACUGUCUGUAAAAAGAAAAACGAUAAUAAAAUAAUUGCAGCUGAAGAA
Molecule: messenger RNA, 2829 nt
Organism: Vidua chalybeata
Lineage: Eukaryota; Metazoa; Chordata; Aves; Passeriformes; Viduidae
Gene: GINS2
Product: GINS complex subunit 2
Exons: 5
Coding region: 147-704 (185 amino acids)
Biological process (GO): DNA replication; double-strand break repair via break-induced replication
Cellular component (GO): GINS complex; nucleus
Source: RefSeq, a predicted model, not a curated record